Astrephomene gubernaculifera is the source of this 5811-nucleotide messenger RNA. NCBI's taxonomy places the organism in Eukaryota, Viridiplantae, Chlorophyta, Chlorophyceae, Chlamydomonadales, Astrephomenaceae. The record is from the annotation of a GenBank genome assembly.
UCUAAAUCUUCGAGUGUUUGGAGUUGCUCACAUGCACAAAACAGUAAUAAAGACAGAUAUAUACUCUGUUGGGUUCCAUCAAUAAAUUGACAGCCGAAGCCCUUUACGGAACGAAUCGCAAAGGUUCUGAUACUGUGGGUCCUCUGCCCUUUCCCUGCGAAAGCUUUGUUAGGGUCCGCCCAGGUCCAGCGUACCUGAGUUCUUACUAUGGCACUUUGCCGUCACCUUUCGACCGAAACCUGAAAAGGGGCUUUGACGCAAAAGGAUCACGACAGGAGGCAUAUCAGCCUGACGUUUUCGACUUUUGCUUUCAGGCCUUCGGUUGGUAGCGCUGUUCCUUUACCUCACAAGGUUGAUGCGGGGCUAUACCUCCGCUUACUCAACAAUACUGGCUCUGUUGCUGUAUUUUAGCUGUACGUCAUAUCAAAAUAAGAUAGUUAGCAGGUGACUGUUGAACGUGUGAAGUCUGGCAAUGCUAGGCUUUAUUUGCGCAUUGCUCCCGGCGUCGUGGAGGAGCAGUGCCAAAUCAUACGCAAAGGGUUACCAAACUGUCCUGCGCUCUUACCCAUCAACGCUUCUAUGGCCACUUGUGGCAUUCGUGAUCUUUGUUGGCUUCGGCGUCUGGGCUGUAUCACGUGGGGCUCAGCUGAGCGCACACAGUGCCAAGGUCCAAGCCUUAUCGCUUGCCAGCGCUGCGGCCCUUAACUACCAGCAGCAGCUUUCCAUUCCUUCAACGUUGACGCAUGUGCUGGCCUCCAUGGUCGCUCAAGACCCGCAGUACGACGCCGUCAGGAGCCGCUUUAACGACACCGCCAGCGCCCUCGCAACCGCGGUUCCGAGAGGCUCUCUGCAGUCUCUAGGGCUGUCACCCUCGGGUAUCGUACGACUGAUCUAUCCCACAACGGGCAACCAGGCCUUUCUGGGCUUGGACUUGUUUAAGUCAGAUCCCUCCAGGCCCGGCGUCCAGCUGUCUGUCCUUCGCGCCGCCGCCAAGGGGGGCACAGCGGUGGACGGGCCCUUCCCGCUACCUGAGCUGCCCGGCGCAGGCUCCAUGCUGAUCGUGCGGGAGGCCAUUCACGUGCCCGUGGCCGGCCCAAAUGAGACGUUUAGCCGCCCGGACGUGCCCAAUGCGCUGUGUGGCGAGGCGUGUGCCUACAACACCUCCAGCGGUACCAAGCUGUGGGGAUUUGCCUCUGCGCUCAUCACCCUGGCGGCUGACGGCACCCUCAUGGCAGGCCAACAGGGGGCUGCCUCACCGCUGAAAGCACUGGCCUCGCACGGCUACCGCUACUCCCUCACCGCGCCCGACCCGGUCGCUGCUGCCGCUGCUGGCAGCAGCAGCGGGGGCAGCGGUACGGAACGUGUGUUGGUUGUAUCGAGCGCCGAGGGGGUCCCGCGUGACCCGGUGGAGGCGAUUAUCGAUCUGGAUGGAGCGCAGUGGAGCCUUCUGGUGGGCCCUGCAAAGGGUUCCUGGUCUCCCGCUUGGUACGGCGGCGUGGUGGCGGUUGUUGUCGUACUCUCAACGGCCCUGGCGCUGAUGCUGUUCGGCUUGCUGGUGUCGAGGCGGCGCCACCAGCUGCUGCUGGAGUCGCUGCUGCCUCGGGAGCUGAUUCGUGACCUGCAUGCGGAAAAUAUGGAUGCGAUGGGGCCAGCGCCCGAUCGCCGGUCAGGAACAGACUGCCCUGCCGACCUGCUCGUUGCGCUGCUGGGCUGCCUGCUGUCCGGCCAGGCGCCCGAGCUGCGCGACGUGGUGCUGCUGCGAACGGUGCUGCAGCGCGGUGAUGACGUGUACCGCCCGUUCGACCUCCGGGCCCGUAUCAAGGGGGCAAAUCUGGAUGCCGACGUUGCGCGUUCCCUCAUGCGUCAGCUCGGUGGCAUGAUGGACAGCUCAAGCUCCGACUCCAGCACCAGCAUCAGAAGCCCCAUCACCGCCCCGAGAACCCCCAGAUCUGGCAGCUGUGAAGAUCUGAACCUGAACGACAGGCCUGACGCAGGUGGCGCUCCUCCGGGUGCGGAGCGAGGUCGAGCUGACGAGCCGGGCUCCACUUUCACCGUUCCCGGCUGCCCGGAGCGGAAUGAGUCCAGCACCCAGGGAGUGGGGCGGACUAGCCCCCGGCUGCCGGCGGCAGAAGAAGGAGAAUGCGGCGGGAAGGAGCUGGGUCUAAAGACGCUGCCGUCUGCUGGCCAGCAGGAGCUGCAGGAGAUGUCUCCGGAGGAGCUGAGGGAGGGCAGGCUGCGGGCGGAGUGCCGGACCUUGCGUGGCGCGCUGGGCGUCAUCCUCGCAAUGGAGCUUGAUAAGAACGAAGAAGAGGUGGAGGAGGAGGUGCGGCAAGCGAGGGUUUCCAGGAGGCAGACGAAGCAGCAAAGGCAGCAGAAAGACAACUUGACGCAUCAAGAAAAGCGGCGUUCCUUGGAUUCUGCAGUCCCGGGGAUGAGUUUGCUUGAUACAGAAGCGGAGCUUGAGGCAGCGCGAGGGAGGGGGUCACGCUCGGGGCUUGGAUUCGAGGGUAGGGGUGCGGUCUGCGAGGCCAAGUACAUCUUUGCGUCCUCUCCGUACAUUCCAAUCAGUAAGCUGCUGCAACCAAGGGAGGCCUCACCCUCUUUGGAUAGGGGCACAAGCUCAGGGGUUGUGCUGCGAAUGACGCCGACAGCCCCGGGAUCCUUGGCAGUUGCUGACCAGCAGCAGCGACCCGCGGGUCUCAGCCCUCGCCGGAGCUCCGGUGUCAGCCUGUUUGGCUGGCGUCUGGGCAGCGCCUUGCCCGUGGGAGCAGCUGGGAACCCCAUCCGAACCGACUUAUCAGCACGACCCAGCUCUGCUUGCCAAUGGACUGAGGGUUCCGGCCAGCCCAACGGCACACCCCUCCGUGCUGUGCCUGGUGUUGCCGGGGACGUCCUGCGUUCCUCCCUCUUAGACCGCCCCUCAGCGGAAGCUGCACCUGUCAUCACGGGACGAGGCCAGUUCUCAGAGCGUCCCAGUGCUGGAGCCGCCUCCAGGCCGGCCUCGGCCCUAUCUGACCGCUUGCAAAGAACGCCACUUUGCAUGCAGCAGUACCAGCCCCCGCAGCCCCAGCAGCAGCAAGCACUGCAGCAGUCCCAGCAGCCGCGAGCAGGGCGCAGGGGGGCGGCCCAGCUGCUGCUGCUGCGCCGCGGAGGCGACCUGGCUCCCUCCAGGCCCGCCCGCAGCAUGCCGUCCAAGCUGGAGGGUGAGGAGUGCAGCGAGGAUGGGGUUGAUGGCGGUGGCGGCGAGGGUGUUGGCAGCAAUGGUGUGGCUUGGGUGGCGGCGGGAGCGGUGGCGGAGGCGACGGAUAGGGCGCUAGCGGUGCCCGCCCCAGCCAAGUCGCUACUAGAUGAGGUUGAGAGGCUGCUUUCCAUCAGUGGAGAGUGGCAGUACGACAUGUGGUCGCUGCAGCAGGCCAGCGGGGGGCACGCGCUGUCGGUGAUGGGCUUCUUCCUCAUCCAGCAGGCGGGGCUGCUGGAGCGGUGCCACAUGGAGCCGCUCAAGCUGGCGAGGCUGCUCCGCACUAUCGAGGCCGGCUAUCAGGCGUCCAACCCCUACCACAACGCCGUACAUGCCGCCGACGUGCUCCGUACAUUGCACGUGCUGCUGCACGGCGCCGGCCUGACGGAUCACUACCUGGAUCACGUGGGGCUGCUGGCGGCGUACCUGGCUGCGAUUAUCCACGACUAUGGGCACCCCGGGCUAACCAACGACUUCCUCAUCGCCACCAGCCACCCCCUGGCCCUGCGAUACAACGACCGCUCGCCGCUGGAAAGCCACCACUGCGCCGCCGCCUUCAGCCUGAUGCUGCCCCCGAAGGAGGUGCAGACCCAUGGGUCACAAGCGACCCGGCUGGACGUGUUGAGUGGGCUCAGUGCGUCGGAACGGACAGCGUUGCGCAAACAGAUGAUUGAGAUGGUUAUGGCCACAGACAUGAAGCAGCACUUUGCCGUAAUCGCCCAAUUUAACACCGUACACCGCCUUGCAACCGCCAGCACCGUUGGGCCUUCGCAAGGCAGCAGUUUCAACCACCGCCGCCAUCUGCACGUGCCCUCCCUUGACGGCCCUGCCUGUGCGCUCGCCCCAGUACCCGUGGACGAGGCGGAGAGGCUGCUGAGUCUGCAGAUGGCGCUCAAGGUAGCAGACCUGGGGCACCUGGGGGCUCGGCUGGAAACGCACAAGAGGUGGCUGGCCGGGUUGGAGGAGGAGUUCUUCCGGCAGGGAGACCGGGAGCGGCAGCUGGGGAUGCCCAUCAGCCCGCUGUUUGACCGGGCCAAGCAGGGCGUCGGCAAGAGCCAGGUUGGCUUCUACGACUUUGUGGCCCUGCCGCUGCUGCAAGCCGUCGUGGGGGCGUUCCCUGGAGCCACCCCACUGCUACACUGCUUCCAGGCCAACUACCACCACUGGCGCGACGUGGAAAGCGCGAACGCAACACCAGAACUACUGCCGCCGGCGACGUCGACGGCAACUGCUACCAGCGUGCCGCCUGCACGAUCGGCACACGCAGAGUGACAGCAGCACUGGAACUUAGGAUGAAGAUGGGGCGGCAUGCAAUGGCUUCUGCUUCGUGCCCAGAAAGCCAGUUGGCGCCAGAAGAAGGCCUUGCUUGUGUUAUGCGCCGCAACGCUGCCAAAGGAACCUUGAACUAACUCGUGUAGAAUGCAUGUUAUUAUUGCAAAGGCCGUUAUCGCUUAAAUCGCAUGUUGGUGCGGCUAUCGGGUAUGAAUUACGGAAUGCUACGGCGGGUCGUGCAGGGUGAUAGAAGAUGGCUGUGGCCUGUGAUCCAUCCGUUGUGGGGCGAGCCAAAGGGGAGGGAACACGUGACUUGGUAGGGUAAAUGGGUGAAGGGUAACCAUGCAGCUUCCUUCAGGAAGAUACCGUGUCUACGUACGCUGUGUGGAAUUGUGUCUAGUAUAUUAUAGAUAUAUAUUAUAAUGCAUGCAGGUGGACGUGUUUCCCUGUUUAAGUGUGGACGUGGUGGUAGUAAUUACCUGGGUUAUCCCAUGGCAGACAUAUCUAACUAAUUGGCUUUAAAGUGCAGCUACAUACCGGUACGUAACGUAUCAAAGCGGCAGCGUUGAAACAUACUUGGACCCAUUAUUCCCGAAACGGAUAUUGACACUUCAAGAUUGAGACGCCCCGUGAGCUGUGGACUGGCUUGCUUAUUAACAUGGCACGUGGAAAUGACCUGUCAUGGUAGUUUUCUGGCUAAGGUAUUGUUGUUUCACACUUGUGAGUAUGACGUCUGAUUCCUCUUGGCGCAUCCUGUCGCAACCUUCGUAAGGGCAGGGGGUUUGCAAAGGCUUGGCGCAAGGGCAUAGCGUACACGUCGCACAACAUGGUGUGCGUAGAAGAAGACUCGUUUGUCUUUGCGGUUUAGAAAGAUGAUCUGUUUGGGUAGGCCUGUGUACCCUGUUGCUUGCCGUGCAUGGCCCAUGGGUCAUAAUCGCCAUAAGGGUAGAGGUCGGGACGAGGUCUGCCAAAAUGCACGCCUGGGCCUUGCCUGGAAUACUGCUUCAACUACGCAAUUCGCCUUGGGGCACCAUUUAGCCGCUUGCACCUACAGUGGCAUGGGGCAACUUGAUGAAAUGCGAUUGGGGCUGCUGCUGCUGCAGUGCUCAUGUUGCUGCCGGUGCGUGUUCUGGCUAAGAACCUUCACACGGUUUGUAGUUUGGGUUUCGAUACGAACGGACUUGGACCAGGACUUGGAUAACUGGACACGCUUGGAAUGGACUGAGGGCAUUGCGUUUGGACCAAGAAAUUGAGCAGGGUUAGGGUGGGGGGUGUGUGCCUCUCCCGCCCAUGAAAGGUGC